AUGUCUUUGGCCAACGUCGACGACUUUGCUCGGAGAAUUGUUCUGUGUCCCAGGAACGACGAUUGUAGAGAUGUCAACAGGGACGUGCUGCGACGCGUCGACGGCGYUCAGAGGAGCUACACCGCCAUCGACACUGUGGUCGUCGACGAUCCMGACGAAGUGGCCAAUUUCCCCACAGAGUUCCUCAACAGUUUGGAACCAGACGGCUUGCCGCCGUACCGGCUGACGUUGAARGUGGGUUCAAUUGUUAUGUUGCUCAGAAAUCUAGAUCCAAAGAGACGACUGUGCAACGGUACGAGGUUGRUGGUCACCGAACUGCGUCAUCAUAACUUUAAAGCCAGGGUUUUGAGCGGUGACGCACAGGAAGAUAUCAUCGUGCCAGCGAUACCGCUCACGUCCAGUAGCGAAGACCUGCCCAUCAUAAUGCGGCGUGUUCAAUUCAGGUUGUCUUUCGCCAUGACUAUCAAUAAGUCACAGGGUCAGACGUUUGAUCGAGUGGGUUUGCUACUGCCGUCGCCCGUGUUCACGCAUGGGCAACUGUACGUAGCUUUUUCGAGAGUGAGAAACGCACAAUCACUGAGAGUAGGCAUGUACGGUGAUGACGGUCGAUUCGUCACCAAGAAUAUCGUGUACAGGGAAGUAUUAUAA
Messenger RNA from Diuraphis noxia (Russian wheat aphid), 648 nucleotides. Its product is annotated as ATP-dependent DNA helicase PIF1-like. Gene Ontology annotation, molecular function: DNA helicase activity. NCBI's taxonomy places the organism in Eukaryota, Metazoa, Arthropoda, Insecta, Hemiptera, Aphididae. Gene Ontology annotation, biological process: telomere maintenance; DNA repair. The record is from RefSeq and is a predicted model, not a curated record.